CUCUAAUUAGGGAUGUACGAGCGGGCAGCCGGGUGGUUGAGGAUGCAUCACGCCUAACACCAGUCCAUGAUUCCGUACUUCAACUUGACCCUUUCUCAUAGAGCCAGAGAGUUCGUUUUGGUUUAUCGUGGGGAGAAAACAAAGAGCCUCAAAGACCCAAUGUCAUCAUGGAGCUAUCCGAUUUAGCAGGCGGUGUGGCGGGUCAUCCACGGCAGAAUGGAAGGCUGCAGGUCCCAGCGCAACCAGCCCCAGGCUACGAAGCUUGAGCUGCCUGGUGCUCAACCACCUCAACUCCAUCCCGACCUAUACUAACAACCAACGCCCAAAAUCCACCUCCAACGAAGCUCUCCAUCGCAACCCACGCAUAACGAUAUUUGCUUCGCGCAAUCUCACCGAUCACAUUCUACGCGGCGCUGCUAGAGCAGCUAAUAAUUCAUCAUGUUCAGAAACAACUACGAUAACGAUUCCGUUACCUUCUCGCCCCAGGGCCGAAUAUUCCAGAUUGAAUAUGCUGCUGAGGCAGUGAAGCAAGGUUCAGUCGUUGUCGGUAUCGCCAGCAAGACCCAUGCCGUUCUUUGUGCUGUCAAGCGAAACGCAGAGGAACUCUCAUCCUACCAGAAGAAGCUCUUCACUGUCGACGAACAUGCUGGUAUCGCCAUCGCCGGUCUUACUUCCGAUGCUCGCGUUCUCUCCAACUUCAUGAAGCAGCAGUGUCUAGGACACCGACUCACCUACGGCCGUGCCAUUCCCCUCCGAUCCCUUGUCGACAUGAUCGGUGAGAAGGCCCAGAUGAACACUCAAAUGUACGGAAAGCGACCUUACGGUGUUGGUCUGCUAGUUGCCGGUGUUGACGAGCGCGGUCCCCACCUGUUCGAGUUCCAGCCCUCAGGCAUGACAGAGGAGAUGCUUGCUUUUGCCAUUGGCGCGCGAAGCCAAAUGGCUCGAACAUACCUUGAGCGCAACAUCGACGAGUUCGCCGACUGUUCAAGGGAGGAGUUGGUCAAGCACGGUCUUAAGGCUCUGAAGGAGAGUUUGGUUCAGGACAAGGAGCUUACAGUAGAGAACACAUCAGUCGGUGUAGUGGGCAUCAACACAAAGGACGGCAAGAAGAAGGUCGAGCCCUUCAAGCUGUACGAUGGAUUCGAGGUACAGCCAUGGAUCGAGAGCGUUGGCGAGGGUCAAGGUGGCGCAGAGGAAGGCGACGGUGAGGGCAUGGAUGUGGACAGCUAAACGUGUGACGAAUGAUGAAGCGGAUACACGUGGCGUCGGGUUGCUAGCUAAAUAGAUCAUGUACAAUUACAUGCUGCAAAGACAGCUUUUCAUGGGUCUCACGUCUGGUCGGUCACAACAGAGCAGGUGGCUUAGGUCAUCAGUCCGUCUAUUUAUGGAGCCGCCAGUCUAUCCUAUCCUAGAAAUGCGGAAACGAAGAACUAUCCGUAAACACCGUUAAAACACCUGUUUGGCUCCAGUUUCCAAAUCCAAACCCGGAUCCUGAUCCAGCGCCUCAAACCAAUUCCUUACUGACUGCCCCAUUGAAGCUGAUAGAUGGCAUCUGAGACCUUGUAUUCCCGAAGAGCCUUGAUUGCGCCUUCAGGGGUGUCGGCGUUAACCAGGAUGUUCUUGUUGGCAGGCUUUACAAAACCCUCCUCAGAAGCGCGGUCCAUCCACUGGACGAUACCGUCCCAGUAGCCCUCAAUGUUAAGUAGAACGAUGCCGCGGUUGUGGAUUCCCAGUUGGUUCCAAGUAGUUGUCUCGAAGAUUUCCUCCAUGGUACCAAAUCCGCCACUCAAGCCGAUGAAGCCACUGCCGGGACCACCAGCAAAAACCUCCUCGGCCAUGAGCUUCUUUCGAGUAUGCAUAUCCUUGACAACUGUAGUGCGGCCAUAGACAGACUCCUCUGGUACAAUGUGGUUAUGUUCAUCGACAGUUCCGUAGGUGCCAUCUCGUUCAAACUUGACCAGAGCCUCAGGGAUGAUACCAUGAACAGACUCAGGGCCGUUGAUUGCGCAGAGACUCUUUGCCACCUCGCCCAUAAGUCCGACAGUUCCACCUCCGUAAACUAUUGUCCGGUGUUAGCCAUGACGGGGUCAUACCCGGAGGUCGGCGGUUGGCGGCCCGCGAUGGUAUCCGUCGCUGGCGGACCGCCUCUCUGAUAUGACUCACCUAGGUCAAUAUUGUUUUCAGCCAUGGCUCUCCCAAGAGCACGAGCAGCUUCAAUGUGAGCAGGACUCGCGCCAGGAGCAGCACCACAGUAGACGCAAAUCUUAGUUCGAGGGUGGCCAUUCUGUGAGACAACGGCUGCCUGUGAUGGGAUGGUGCUGUCAGCAGUCAUGAUGGGCUUGUUUGUUGAUUUGUUGUAAAGACUGUAGGCUAUGAUAGUGUAUAUAAAGAGGUUGUCUCUAAAAGGAUUCGACUAAGUUUUGAAAAAGAGUUGAGCUCGUACGGAGGAGGGCUAUUUAUGAUAUAAUAAAGUGAGAACAAUGAUGGAGGCGGGUAACGAUGGAAUACUUGUUUCGGUGAGUCUUAUGUGGCGACCGUGAAGUGUUCAACUUGAACUAAGAAUAUCCCAGAUGAGUCAAACUUUGAGCAUAAAUCGUG
Fusarium odoratissimum NRRL 54006 is the source of this 2598-nucleotide messenger RNA. Its product is annotated as 20S proteasome subunit alpha 6. Gene Ontology annotation, biological process: ubiquitin-dependent protein catabolic process. Gene Ontology annotation, cellular component: proteasome core complex, alpha-subunit complex; nucleus; proteasome core complex. The transcript is spliced from 3 exons. Lineage: Eukaryota; Fungi; Ascomycota; Sordariomycetes; Hypocreales; Nectriaceae. Bases 439 to 1230 code for a protein of 263 amino acids. The record is from RefSeq and is a predicted model, not a curated record.